This is a messenger RNA of Vanessa atalanta (red admiral), 1134 nucleotides long. RefSeq lists its product as uncharacterized. NCBI's taxonomy places the organism in Eukaryota, Metazoa, Arthropoda, Insecta, Lepidoptera, Nymphalidae. The record is from RefSeq and is a predicted model, not a curated record. The transcript has a single exon. Bases 64 to 1134 code for a protein of 356 amino acids.
UUUGAAUCUAAAAAUAAACACGUGAAAAAUUUUUGCUUAAAAUCUUUUUGGAAGAAAUAUUUCAUGGACAAUAAGUGGACUCUAAUUGUUCUUAGUUCUGUCGUAACAAUACAAUGCUUUCUCAUUUGUACAAUUUUAUAUUGCUUGACUAAAACUUGUAAGUGUAACGAAGAGAAAAAAGUCGUUAGGAAGUUUUUUAACUACCGUCAAGACGUUUCAGUUACGACACCAUUGAUUGGUACAAGUAACAUUGACAUUGAAACUGAUUUUCAAUAUCUAAGUGAAACUUCCAAUAACGCCGAGCAAAGAAUCAAAUGCUAUAAAGCUUGUCAGAAGGAGAAUCAAAAUUUGAAAACAAGUAUGUCUGAUGAUAUAUUAUCUAAAUGUUUAAAUAGACGGGAUUGGAAGAAAUUUAAAUCCGAAGCAAUUACUGAAAUAAAUAAAGAUGCUGAAGUUAUCAAGGGAUUAGAUAGCCCAAAUGCAAAUAAUGCUGAUUUAGCGAAGACAGACAGAGUGAAACGAAAUUGCGAAACAAAAGUUGCAUUUGAAGAUGAAAAGGCUUUAGAGAAGGACAAGGCUUCAAUUGAGAGUAGAGUUGAUAACACAGAGAGAUUGGAAUUGGAAGACUCUGAUGUCGAACCCAAUAAUAUAUCUUCGGAGAAAGAAAUUAAAUGCCACAGUUAUAAUUGCUUCGAUGUAUCUGAAUUAAGGCAGAUGAAAAAUAACAGUCGAUACAAAGAUGAUUUUUCUAAAGCCGGUGCUCCGUCUAUUUCCCCGGAAAAGGGCGCACAAAUUUAUUUCUCCAAUGACUCUAUUGACGAUUUCCUAUCAGAACGAGGUGUUACUUAUCUUGUGGGUGAAAAUAUAUCAAAAUACACCUUUUCCAGUGACUUUAAUGAUGUAAAGGAAUCAGCAGCAUCUACGGUUUCAAGUAAAGCAAAAAGGAAUAUAGUUAAAAGUGUAUUAUCUUUACUGCGUAAAAAAUCCAAGCUCGCCUCUUCUUCGGAUCCCGGUCGGAAUGAAGAAAUGGACGUAAAAUUAAUUCACAUGUCGAAGGCAUCUGUGUAUACAUCCAGCAAUGAUUCUGAUUACGUUAGAACAUUAAAAAGAAACGAUUCAAGGACAUCCUUCUAA